AUGACUCCGACGAAGACGCCGACGUCUAUCCAAGAAGAACCCGCAGCCGUUCAGCUCGGGAAAGUUCUCCGUUCGACAAACCCAUGCCGGAAGAAGAGGAAAACCUCUAUUGGAUCGAACAGGAGGAACUUGCUGAAAGGCAACUCGAGAUUACUCGCCGCGAACGCCGACAAGCUCGAAAAUCGCUGGAGAGGAUCCCGAUAUACGCGAUCUAUCACCAAGACCGCCGCGGAAGUAAGGGCCGUGAAAUCGCAGAUCCACCACGCCAUGAGUGCUGCCCCAGAAAUCGACAGACUGCUCGAGGUGGCUCGUAAAACUCCCUUCACCGCGCGAAUCUCCGAUACUAAGGUGUCUAAUCCGGGAAAGCUCAAGAUACUGAUGUAUAACGGUACGACCGAUCGAAAGGCGCAUCUCCAGGUGUUCCAUAUCACUAUGGGAAGAGCCAGGCUUAGAGAAAGCGAGAAAGACGCUGGUUACUGUCGCCUGUUCGUCGAAAAUCUCGAAGGUGCGGCGCUCGAAUGGUUCUCCCAGUUAAAGCGAAACUCCAUCGGAAGCUUUUGCCUUUUCGCAUCGGAAUUCCUCCUCAAGUACUCUAUGUUCAUCGAUAGAGAAACUUCCGAUGUCGAUCUCUGGAGCUUAACCCAGGAAGAGGGCGAGUCCCUCCGAGAGUUCAUAAGCCGUUUCAAACUGAUCAUGGCGAAGGUCAGCGGAAUCAGCGACAAAGUCACCAUCGACGCGCUUAGGAAGGCGCUCUGGUACAAGUCGAAGUUCAGAAAGUGGAUAACGCUCGAAAAACCUCGCACAAUCCAGGACGCCCUCCACAAAGCCUUAGAUUACAUAAUAAUCGAAGAAGAGACGAAAUACGUCCAUCACGAGGGGGAAGAACUCCAAGGCGCGCACAACUACGCGAUCAAUCCAGAGCAGGACAGGACUUCGGGAAAUACGUGGAACCGUAACCAGAGUUACGACAAAAACGUAUACUGCGAGUUCCAUCAGACCGAAGGUCACUCCACGGCUAACUGCAAAGUCGUAGGGGCAAGACUGGCCGCGAAGCUGCUUGCUGGAGAACACUCUGGAGUAACCAGCGUCAAGGAUCUAAUCCUCGAAUCCGACCGUUCGCCAAAAAAGAAUCUUCCCGCGAAAAACUCGUCGCCGAGAAAUCAGGCCGGGGAAAAACGCGAGAGAAGAUCGGACGAUAGGGGGAAUGAUAACUCCCGCAGGAGGGUGAACAUGAUCAUGGGAGGAUCCCAAUAUUGCAAGGACUCGGUCUCGGCCAUCAAAGCCUACCAACGGAAAGCCGAGUCAACUGCGAAGUAUCCCCCACGGUCUCCCUCUCGAGACGGGCAGAACGCCUCGAUCACGUUCACGAAAGAAGAGGCUUGCGCAAUCGACCUGCCUCACUGCGACCUCUUGGUCAUUGAUCUCGUAAUAAGAGAUCUCGAAAUCGCAAGAAUACUCAUCGACACCGGGAGCACGGUAAACCUAAUCUUCCGCGAUAACCUAAGAAGGAUGGGCGUCGAGCUCGAAGAGGUCACUCCGGUACCAAAACCGCUCACGGGUUUCUCCAGACAAACGUCCAUGACCCUGGGAUCUAUUCAACAACCCGUCAUAGCAAAAAACGUCACCAAGAUAGUUGACUUCGCGGUGGUAGAUGGCCCGGCUAUCUACAACGCAAUCAUGGGAACUCCAUGGCUAAACACCAUGAAGGCCGUUCCCUCGACUUAUCAAAUGGGCGUCAAAUUCCCAACCAGGACUGAAGUCGCCGCAAUCUGGGGUUGUCAAAAACAGUCGCGACUUUGUUUCCUAGCGGAGUAA
Messenger RNA from Raphanus sativus (radish), 1815 nucleotides. RefSeq lists its product as uncharacterized. The transcript is spliced from 2 exons. The record is from RefSeq and is a predicted model, not a curated record. The coding region runs from base 1 to 1815 and encodes 604 amino acids. NCBI's taxonomy places the organism in Eukaryota, Viridiplantae, Streptophyta, Magnoliopsida, Brassicales, Brassicaceae.